AUGUUCGGCGCAGUAAGAAGAUGCCCAGCAACCCUCUCGAGGAGUCUGGCAGCAAUCUCAACCAGGACACUUCGCACCCCUCUCACUCAGACUUCCGGUCUUCUUAGGAUACCGCUGCAGUCGUCGCGCCUCGCCAACGGUGCCAUUGCCGGCUUCCAUCACAGCGCAAAGUGGCAACAGAUUGCGGCACAAGAGGCGGAACAGAGUGAACAGCAAAAUGAACUCGUCACAGAGUUCCAGGAUCUCGCCACUCGAGGACUCGUUCAUCCCAAUGUUAUAAACACCAUCACGAAAAAGAUGAAACUUACGACCAUGACGGACGUGCAGAGCAGGACCAUCAAUGAGGCGUUGAGCGGGGUGGACAUCAUUGCACAGGCAAAGACUGGUACCGGUAAAACACUUGGUUUCCUCAUUCCCAUCGUCCAGCGAAUCAUCCAAAGCGACCCCAAACUCGGCGAGAAGCCUAAAGGCUACAAGCGCGCCAGACCCGACGAUAUCAGGGCCAUUGUCAUCUCUCCUACCCGCGAGCUUGCCGAACAAAUUGCGGUUGAGGCCAAUAAGGUAGUCUCUGGCACUGGUAUUGUCGUCCAGGUUGCAGUCGGAGGUACACAGAAAAGAUCCAUGCUUCUGAAGACACAGCGUGAAGGAUGCCAUCUCAUGAUUGCGACGCCAGGACGACUAUACGAUAUCCUGUCUGAUGAGUACUCUCGCAUUGCUGCACCAAAGCUGAAUGCGCUGGUCAUGGAUGAGGCGGAUCGCCUGAUGGACGAUGGCUUCCAAAAGGAGAUUGACGACAUCAAGACGCUUCUUCCUGACCCCGCAGAGGUCGAGCGCCAAAAUCUCAUGUUCUCUGCCACGAUCCCUCGCGAUGUCGUCAAUCUGGUUCGCCAGACGAUGCGUCCUGGCUUCCACUUCGCCAAGUGUGUCAAUGAAGAUGAGGAGCCCACACACGAGCGCAUUCCUCAAAAAAUGGUCUUGGUGGCUGGCUUUGAGAACACCAUUCCUGCUCUCUACGAACUCAUUCUUCAGCAGCACCAGAAGGCUCAGGCCAGUGGUGGCCGCCCAUUUAAGGCCAUUGUCUACUUCAACAGCACAGCCGAAGUCACGCUCGCGUCAUCGGUAUUCUACAAGCUCAGCGGCGGCUUCAAGCGCAACUCUCCUCUAUCCGGCCUCCGUGGAUUUGAAAUUCACUCCAAGCUCACUCAAAUGCAGCGAACAAGGGCAGCUGACGACUUCCGCUUCGCCAAGUCAGGCAUUCUCUUCUCAUCCGACGUAACCGCACGUGGUAUGGACUUCCCAGAAGUCACGCACGUCAUCCAAAUGGGACUCCCUCGCGAACGCGAGUCGUACAUUCACCGUCUGGGUCGUACCGGUCGUGCUGGCAAGGAGGGCGAGGGAUGGCUCAUCCUGACUCCUUUUGAGAAGCAAGAAGUCCAGCGCCGUCUCCGUGGCCUGCCUCUUGUCGAUGCAACACACGAACUCGAGACUGCCACUGUUGACAUGAGCCAGCCUGCUGAGGUCCCGGAGAACAUUGGCAAGAUUCUAUCUGACUGCGUAGAGGCACACAAGAGGGUCUACCCUGACCAUCUUGAUGCAGCGUUCCGCGGUCUGUUUGGAAGCUACCAGUGGUUCGGUGAUAAGCGAAGCCUGAUUGAGGGUGCCAACCGUUUGGCAGAGUUUGGAUGGGGAAUGGAGACUCCACCUCCACCACCGGCUUUCAUCAUGGCUAACCAGAAGCGAUCUGGCGGCGGCGGUGGCCGUAGCGGUGGAUUCGGAGGUAGAUCUGGAGGCGGCUUUGGCGGUGACAGGAGGGGUGGAGGCGGCUUCGGUGGUGACAGGAGAAGCGGUGGCUUUGGCGGCGAUCGAAGAGGUGGAGGUGGUUUUGGAGGAGACCGUGGAGGAUUCGGGGGAGACCGCAGGGGUGGAGGCGGCUUCGGAGGCGACCGUGGAGGAUUUGGCGGUGACAGGAGAGGCGGGGGUGGCUUUGGAGGUGACAGGAAAGGAGGCGGUGGCUUUGGAGGUGACAGGAGAGGAGGCGGUGGCGGCUUCGGUGACCGCCCCAGAAGGGAACCUCGACUUGACUUUUAA
Messenger RNA from Bipolaris oryzae ATCC 44560, 2088 nucleotides. RefSeq lists its product as uncharacterized. Gene Ontology annotation, cellular component: mitochondrion. Bases 1 to 2088 code for a protein of 695 amino acids. NCBI's taxonomy places the organism in Eukaryota, Fungi, Ascomycota, Dothideomycetes, Pleosporales, Pleosporaceae. Gene Ontology annotation, molecular function: ATP binding; nucleic acid binding. The record is from RefSeq and is a predicted model, not a curated record. The transcript has 3 exons.